Syngnathoides biaculeatus (alligator pipefish) is the source of this 1389-nucleotide messenger RNA. It is a transcript of the gene cdkn2c, whose product is annotated as cyclin-dependent kinase inhibitor 2C (p18, inhibits CDK4). The transcript is spliced from 3 exons. Gene Ontology annotation, cellular component: nucleus. Gene Ontology annotation, molecular function: protein kinase binding; cyclin-dependent protein serine/threonine kinase inhibitor activity. Gene Ontology annotation, biological process: negative regulation of cell population proliferation; regulation of cyclin-dependent protein serine/threonine kinase activity. Bases 204 to 746 code for a protein of 180 amino acids. Lineage: Eukaryota; Metazoa; Chordata; Actinopteri; Syngnathiformes; Syngnathidae. The record is from RefSeq and is a predicted model, not a curated record.
UUGAAAAUGGACGAGAAAUAUGCAUAACCGCUGGCUAUAGUCACGGAUCGUCCGUUAUAUUCGGGCGUCAAAUGAAGCGCGCCCUUGUCCGAGGUUCAGUUUGCGCGUCCGCCGUCGAAGCGAGCGAGCUUUUUGCUUGAUGAUGCGCGCGACUUCCUCAUCCGACCCACGAAGCUCGUUUGAAAACGAGCGGGAAAUAACCAAUGGCUGACAGUUUGCCACUCGCCGAUCUCCUCUGCCGUGCCUCCGCCAACGGAAAUUUACCAGAGGUUUUGGCACUACUGGACAGAGGAGCGGCUGUCAAUGGAUUGAACAUUUUCAAAAGGACCCCACUACAGGUGGUCAUGUUGGGCAGCACCGCGGUCGCCGAGGCCCUCCUGGAGGCCGGAGGUGACCCCAACCUUCGGGACCCGGUGCUCGACCUCACGAUCACCCACGACGCCGCCCGCGAAGGCUUCGCCGACACGGUGCGGGCGCUCCUGGCUCACGGGGCGGACGCCAACCUCGCGGACUUACACGGGAACCUCCCGCUGCACGCGGCCGCCAAGACGGGCCGGGUAGAGGCGCUGCGGGUCCUCCUGGAAGCCACCGCGGACCCGUUGAAGGUGAACCGGGACGGGGAGACCGCAGAGCAGGUGGCGCUCCGACACGGGCGGAAUGACGCGGCCGCCUGCAUCCACGGCUACCUCGUUUCGGGAGAGCCAAUCGGUACUAUUCCAAAUACCCGUACACGCUUUUAUAUGUGAGUACUUUAUAUUCAUUUUAAUAUUUGCCGAGGAUAAUCUACCUCAGUUACUGUGUACCAUUCGACACAUUGUUGGAUUGAAAACAAAUUUCAAAGAACAAAAUAGUUCAAAUAAUGUUUUGCAUUUUUAGUUAAAAUAUUUGUUUAGGCAAAAAGAACAUGUUGCCCUCUCAACACAUUCGACUACUCCCCCCCCCCCCAAAAAAAAAAAUGACUAUCAUCCAUGACAUAAUCUACUUUUCACAGUUACCUAAAUACUUUUUCGGAAAAUAGGCAGAAAAAUAUUUUUCCAUUCAAAAUUAAUUUUAUGAAAAAAAGAAGCAUGCCUCCACCCCGUUUUAUUAAAAUAAUUGUGUUAUGUGCCAUUGCUGUAACGUUCAUAAAUGACAUAACCACCUAGCCACUGUUGUCAGAAUCUUUAUCUAUAUUAGUGGAGCUAUACUAUAUGUUGGAAUAUAGGCACAAUAAACAUAUUUUUUUGCAAUGUAAUUCUAUUAAACAAACCAGAAAAAAAGUGUAAUUCAAGUCAAUUUUAUCAAGCGGAUUAGCCAAAAUUUUAAAAUCCGCUAUACCGUCAAUGACAAUCUGGCAACUAUUGUUACCAUUAGCUUGGGUUUUUUUUUUUUCAUUACCGGUCGAUAGUU